Messenger RNA from Protopolystoma xenopodis, 690 nucleotides. The record is from the annotation of a GenBank genome assembly. NCBI's taxonomy places the organism in Eukaryota, Metazoa, Platyhelminthes, Monogenea, Polystomatidea, Polystomatidae.
UUGUUUUGUUUCUUUUUUUAUUUACAGGAGGACACUGCUUGUCGCGACAGCUUCUGUCAGGUGAAUGGUCCAGCUCAGCUUGUCGCUUGCCCUUCUGAACGUCCGCAGAGUGAUCAGGCAAUCUGGACUCGCCAUGAAGCCGCGUCAGAUACUACUCAGAAUUUGCCGGCCCGGAAAAAGUUGACUGAUGCUUCAUUUAACUUUGGAAUUAUGCAAGAGGACAUCGAGCUCAAGCAGACAAGCAUGAUUUCGGAUACAAGUCUUCUGAAGCAGAAACAGGCGCCGGCUAGACAGUCAAUUGGCAACUCGAGCACCUUUGCUGCCCGUCGCUAUUGUCCCCGGGCCUCGGCGGCCAGAUGGAGUUUGGCUGAAUCUAUGGAGGAUUGCUCACGUGUGCUGACGAAUCAAGCGAUUGAAAGACAUGCAGAGGUGGAAGUGGUGGGCCGAGUUAUUUGCCCGCGUGUGAAGAAGUCAGAGAGUGGAGUGGACGUGGAAAGCGACAUCGAGGCAGAGGUCGAAGAGGAAGAGGAGGAGGAGAAAGAACUGAUCCCAGAAAGCCUCCGAGACGACCGAACAUUGAAGGGUGGCUCUGAGAUCCUCAGCUUUAGAACCAUUCUCAACGCGCGAGCGGUACCUCAACCACUGGAACCGGCUGUUUCAUCCAAAAGACAGCAUAUUGGGAGGCGAUAG